Drosophila grimshawi is the source of this 1752-nucleotide messenger RNA. Its product is annotated as transmembrane protein 39A-B. The transcript has 4 exons. The record is from RefSeq and is a predicted model, not a curated record. NCBI's taxonomy places the organism in Eukaryota, Metazoa, Arthropoda, Insecta, Diptera, Drosophilidae. Bases 140 to 1432 code for a protein of 430 amino acids. Gene Ontology annotation, cellular component: membrane.
AUUGUUUUUCAGCUGUUUCUGUAGUGUUGCCAGACAUCGUUGCCGACAGAUAUUCAAUGCAUAUCUUUUCGGCCAAGCAAUUCCGGCCUUGUUUUGUUUAAAUGUAAUUUUUAAUACUUGGUACACAAUCCACAACAAAAUGGGCUAUGAUGAGCGCAGUGAUGGCAGCAGUUCGAGCGAUGCACAGGACUGUUUUCAGCGCAGCAUGUCUGCCAAAAUGGGCGCACCACCAACAAUGCCCAAACAUAUUCCCUUUCCAGAGCAUGCUACCACAUCCGAAUGGCUGAGUGAAUUGAUAAUGUGCGCCUUUACAAUGGGUGCGGCAAUUGUGCAAUUCAUCAAUAUAUAUCGCACCAACUGGUGGCUGCCGCAAUUCCAGACAAGGCACAUGGUGAACAUUGAAUUGAUUGAUCCGUAUUUACGUUAUUUGAUAAUUAUAUUGAAUACGCGUCGCUUUAUCUACUGCAUGCUGCUGGCCAAGUGGCGCAACACAAAUCGCCGUCUAAUGCGAUUGGGCAUCAAGUAUGGCUUUGGCGGCAUUGUCCAACUGGCCCUGUGCUAUUGCGCCUUUCGAUUAUAUCAACAGCACACCUACAUGCUACUCUUCUAUCUGAGCUACCCAGUUGUGGUUUAUCUGAUCAUCUUUGGCUUUCAGUUGGAGCCAUUUUUGCGCACCAGAUUCGAAGUGCCCGGCGUCUAUAUCAAUGAUAUGCCCGUGCACAGCUGCACCACAAAUGCCGCCCAGAUACGCGAUGAGAUUGAAACGCUUCGCCAUGAUUUUAACAAGCGAUUCAAACAGUUAAUAUUCACCUGCAUGCUGAAUGCGUAUCUGGUGUUGAUUCCUUGCCUUCUGGCGCUGAGCAUUCAAUAUAAUGUGAUGCGUGCCGCACAGCAUUGCAUCAUUGUGUGCCUCGGGGCAUUUAGUUUGUCGGCCGUCUUUCUCUAUCCGGCCAAAUACAGUGAUACACUGCAUCGGGCCACCCUGCAUCUCGGCAGCUGGCAGCGCAUGGAUCGUGAUCCGCAGGCGGCGCCCUCACAGCUGAUAGUUGCGGCCAACGCACAAACCUGGUCGAAAUACACUGUCUAUGGCCAUGCGACGGUGGUGAAGCACAAUGGAGCACUCUAUCGCAGCCAUGGACUGGUCACUGUCGCAACUCCUGGCAAUGCCAGUCAUCUGCGUUUCUAUAAACUGUUCCACAAUCCGACGGUCAUCUAUUCCACAUUAGCCACUUUGCAGGCAGUCGUGUUGCUUGUGGAGAUUGCCUCGCUGAGCGCCGCCAGCAUUGAGUGGCAUUUUGUCCUCUCCGUCAGCUUUGUGGCCUUCACCAGCAUGGUCGCUUUCUUCAAACUGGUGCGAGAUUAUCUAAUUACCAAGCAUCUGUACAAGGCGGAAACGCAGCCAUUUACCAUUAAGUCAACCACAGCUAUUUAACCAUUAAUAUCUAUGAGUAAUACAUCGAUUAGAUAUGGGAUUUAUUUACGCCCAUAAGCUCUAUUGAUUUAUUUAUGUAGCAACAAUAAUUGUACGAUUAAUGCUUAAAUAUUAAGCGCUGUCUGAGGUGCUUUUAUUUUAAUAUAGUAUCAAAAUAGACACAAGAUCUAUUAAAUUAUUUAUGUAAUGCCAAACAAUAUCUGUAAAAUUAGAUUAUAAAACAACAAUAAUUGAAUGAUUAAAUUCAAAUUUGACCACACGUAAGGCACCCUCAUUUAAAUAUAUAAAAUAUCAAUGAGAAAUAAAUCGUAUCGAAGAUU